Rotaria sordida is the source of this 450-nucleotide messenger RNA. The record is from the annotation of a GenBank genome assembly. Lineage: Eukaryota; Metazoa; Rotifera; Eurotatoria; Philodinida; Philodinidae.
AUGGAACCAUUGCAGACACAAACAGGUCAUUCUUCACAUGAAGUCUUUAUACCAUCUACGGUAAAGGAAGAUAAUAGCUCAUUAAAAGUGAAAGUUCCCGAAACUAAUAUUGAAUAUUCUAUGCCGAAAACAUCACCUUGUACAUGGUCCAAAGCUGAGAUCAGAGCUUGGUGGUGCACUGAAAGAACUCUUAUACCUCAAUUAUGCACGUUUUAUGAUGGUGAAGCACUCUGUGUAUACGCACAGAUAUUCUUAAAUCUUUAUCAGCAAAAUCCAUUAACACAUUUACAGAAUUUACGGGAACAAUCAAAACGUGAACAUAGUGUCGAUUUUUAUGAUGAUCAUUAUGCAAAUAUGGUGAGCUCUAUGAUGUGGAUUGCAAAACAGAAUGAAAACGAUAAACAUGCAGUGAACAAGAAUUCUACAUCAGUUUUAUGUGUACUCCUAUAA